This is a messenger RNA of Entelurus aequoreus (snake pipefish), 745 nucleotides long. Its product is annotated as small nuclear ribonucleoprotein Sm D1-like. The record is from RefSeq and is a predicted model, not a curated record. Gene Ontology annotation, biological process: RNA processing; spliceosomal snRNP assembly. Gene Ontology annotation, cellular component: commitment complex; catalytic step 2 spliceosome; SMN-Sm protein complex. NCBI's taxonomy places the organism in Eukaryota, Metazoa, Chordata, Actinopteri, Syngnathiformes, Syngnathidae. The transcript is spliced from 4 exons. Gene Ontology annotation, molecular function: RNA binding. The coding region runs from base 330 to 668 and encodes 112 amino acids.
GCAUGAAGCGGGAAGGACGGAUGCAGUUAGAUUGUCUUUGCGACUUGGCGGGAAGUGAAUGAAUGAGGCAGCUAAACACUCACUUUCUGCUAGUCCUACCGAGUCACUUUCAACACAAAUGCCUUAUUUAUAUUUUAUUUUGUGCAAGGCUUGCAAAAAAAAUAAUUAGUAAUAGUAAGUGUUUCCUGCCAAUAGUCUUUGUCGAGAGCUGUUAGCAUUUAGCGAUGUAGCACCCACAGAUGAGCACGCACCAACUAAAGCUACUUUUAAGUGUCUAAUUACUGUUUAAAUGUCUAAUUAUUGUUAUUAUUGUGUGUCUCCGGUUUUUGAUGAAGCUCAGCCACGAGACGGUGACCAUCGAGCUGAAGAACGGCACCCAAGUCCACGGAACCAUCACAGGUGUGGACGUGAGCAUGAACACACACCUGAAGGCGGUGAAGAUGACACUGAAGAACCGGGAGCCCACCCAGCUGGAGUCUCUGAGCAUCCGUGGCAACAACAUCCGCUACUUCAUCCUCCCUGACAGUCUGCCGCUGGACACGCUGCUGGUGGACAUCGAGCCCAAGAUCAAGUCCAAGAAGAGAGAAGCGGUUGCCGGGAGAGGACGAGGACGAGGGCGAGGACGUGGCAGAGGACGAGGACGAGGGAGAGGAGGUGCCAGGAGAUGAUCUCAUACUCACUGUUUUCUACACCAUUUGUUGUUCUUCUUCUUCCUUAUUUUGUACAUUAAAUGCUCCUGAUGGCA